Molecule: messenger RNA, 1090 nt
Organism: Oppiella nova
Lineage: Eukaryota; Metazoa; Arthropoda; Arachnida; Sarcoptiformes; Oppiidae
Source: the annotation of a GenBank genome assembly
ACUCUAUUUCUGCGAAACAUUUAGUGUCUUAUCGAUCAACACAACUGUACGCUACGGAUCGAAAGCCCGGAGCGGAUAGUCUGUGCCGAACCCACGGGACUGAACGGCACGCAAAUCAUUCACCUGAAUAUGAGUGCCGUUCCCGAGGAAUGCGGUCCACGACUCGUCUCCACAAACGAGCCGAACGUAACCAUACAUAAGAAGAUCGGUGACAGACAUCAGUUCCAGUGCCGAGCGCUGGGAGUGCCGGCCCCUCACAUACACUGGAUUCUGCCGAAUGGGGACGUACUGAACGACACGUCCAACACCAUCCACUAUCAACUCAAACUCACGGGAAGUCUGCGUCUCUUUCACCUGAAGCCCCGGGACUCCGGUGUCUAUCGAUGUGUCGCCCAAAACACGUUCGGCUCAGUCAUGGCGGCCAUGACUCUCAUGAUAGACAACAUUGAUUUGCAUUUGUAUGCGAUGACCGUCGCCUCCAAUUACGUGACACUCGUAUGGAACGGAACGGGCCGUAACUCAUUCCACGAGUACCACAUCAUCUACAAAGUGAUGGACGACAGGACGGGCGACGACGAGGCGCCCAACACGACCACCACCCGGAGCCUGAGCGCCGACUCGCCCGGCAAAUGGCAGUCGGAGUACGAGUCGGUCACUGUGAACCACGUGUUGCGCUCCUAUAGUCUCACGCAUUUGGAGCCCAACACCAAGUACUGGAUCUGUUUGACGGUGAGGGACGCCGACGCCCACAACGGCUACGUCCAGCUCUCGUGUACGACAGUCGUGACCAAAGCGGCCACACAUACGACGGCUACGCCCCUGAAAACGUCGGAGUCGACCAACUUUGCGCUGGCCAUCACUCUCAGCGCAACCAUUUUGCUCGUCUUCUUCGUCUACUUCGUGUAUAUGGGACUCAAACGGUAUCGCAUUCACCGCCAGUACGAGAUACCGGCCCCCAAGUUGAGUAACGGUGCCAAUAAUAACCCCGGUGUUCACAACGACCCCAAUUUGCCACACAUUCCGCUCGAAAACAUUAAGAGUCCACUCAUUAAGCAUAUGAGGCAUUGAAUUGAUAUUAUAUUGUAUCGAC